AUGGACAUCAUAUACGAACAGUGCUUUAAACAGCUCGAUUCAGAAGAUAAAGCACGUUUGGAACCGGUCGAUUUUCCCCUCACCGGUUUCUGUAAUGAAGUUGUAUUCCCAUUAGGGCAAAUCGCUUUCCCGGUGACUUUAUCAGAUGGUAAACAUUCACGAACAGUUACAGUCAAUUUCAUGGUCAUGCCAGCAACAUCACGACAUGAUGUUUUGCUCGGGAGAAGGUCACAAAGAGAAUUCAGCAUGAUCACUUCCAUUCCACAUGCUGCUUGUGGAUUUCCGACAGAAACCGGCGUUGCAAUUCUCUAUCCAAGCAAAGAAGUCAUGUCCGUGGACGACGAACCACCAGCAAAGGUAGUUAAACCUUCGGCACCAAACGAACCAGAGAAAUGGGUUCUGAACAACGAAUACCCAGAGCAGACCAUUCUGUUAGGACAAGCCAUUUCACCAGCAACACGCAUACAACUAAAAGAAUUGUUGUUUAACAACAAAGAUAUAUUUUCCUGGUGCCCAGCAGACAUGACUGGAGUUCCACGCGACAUCGCGCAACAUUGUCUAAACAUCAAACCAUCAGUAGAACCUGUUGCUCAGGGGAGGCGCAGCUUCAGUGAAGAAAAAGCAAAAGCGAUGGAUGAGCAAGUGACAGAGUUACUCAAUGCGGGAAUCUUGCGUGAAGUAAAAUACCAUACAUGGGUUGCUAACCCAGUGAUGGUACAAAAACAUAGCGGCGGAUGGAGAAUGUGUGACGAUUUGAAGGACCUAAACAAAGCAUGCCCCAAAGAUUGCUACGCACUCCCAGAGAUAGACAAAAAAGUCGACUCUCUGGCAUCAUUCAGAUGGAAAUGCUUUCUCGACUGUUAUAAGGGUUAUCACCAGGUCCAGAUGAAAAAAGAAGACGAAGACAAAACCGCGUUCCGCACAGAUAAAGGCAUCUACUGCUACACGAAAAUGCCGUUUGGUUUGCGCAACGCAGGCGCAACUUAUCAACGCCUAAUGGACACAGUCUUUAGCGAGGAUAUUGGCAAAACUGUCGAAGUAUACAUGGAUGACCUCGUCAUCAUGAGCCAUGAAGAAGAGACAAUGCUCGACAAUAUCCAGCGCACGUUCGAUUCCUUACGUAGCGUGAACUUAAAACUUAACCCAACAAAAUGCUCCUUCAGCAUGGAAGAAGGAAAAUUUUUGGGUUUUAUAGUUACAAGAGACGGCUUUAAGGUCAAUCCAGAAAAAGUGCAGGCCAUCCAGCUAAUGCCGUCACCUGCAACAGUCAAAGAAAUGCAAAGGCUCGCCGGACGAUUAGCAGCUCUGAACAGAUUCUUGGCUAAUCAUGUGGCAAAAUCUUAUCCAUUUAUCAGUACGCUGCGAAACUGCGGAAAGAAGACUCCUUUUCAAUGGACGCCAGAAGCAGAAGCAACAUUCAAGCAAAUGAAAGAAUGUUUAAUUCAGCUACCAACACUGACCGCGCCAAAAGAAAAAGAACCGUUAAUCUUAUAUCUGUCAGCCGCGGAAGUAGUGGUAGGCGCAGUGUUAAUGGUAGAACGGGAAAAUAUCCAGACUCCAAUCUACUAUAUCAGCAAAAUGCUCACUGGCCCCGAAACUCGUUACUCAAUGAUAGAGAAAUUGGUUCUAGCGUUAAUACACGCAUCCAGACGCUUACGCAGGUACUUCUCAGGCCAUGUCAUCACAGUUCUCACGAAUUAUCAUUUAGGCCAAAUCUUGUCAAAGCCUGACGUGGCGGGAAGAUUGGCUAAAUGGGCCAUUGAGCUGGGAGGUUACAACAUUUUUUACAGACCAAGACCCGCAAUCAAAGGGCAAGUUCUAGCAGACUUCGCCACUGAAGUUCCCAUCGAUAAAAUACAAGAAUGUGAGGCAAUUCAGAACCCAACACCUGUUUUCGACGACAGAGUCUGGACCUUACACACAAAUGGUGCUUCCAAUGAUGACGAAGCAUUUUUAGCAGGUCUCCGUCUAGCACUCAAAAUGGGGGCAAGAAACCUUGAAGCCAACGUUGACUCAAAGCUAGUAGCUGAACAAGUUAACGGUCGUUAUGAUGCAAAGGGGGAAGCUAUGGCGUUAUACCUUGAACAAGCGCGGAUGUUAAUCAGCCAAUUUCAAAGAUUCAAAGUCAAUCACAUAAACAGAAGCGAGAACAAGCACGCUGACGCGCUAAGCAAGUUAGCUGCUACCAGCUUUAAGCACUUAGCAAAGGAGGUACGCAUAGAGGUAUUAUCCAACCCUUCCAUUCAUCUCAAGCAAGUAAGCGUCAUAGAAAUGGGAGAUCCAUCAUGGAUGUCUCCAAUUAUUUUGUACCUUCAACACGGAAAACUUCCGGAAGGAAAGGCAGAAGCCCGAAAAAUACAACACAAAGCAAUAAACUACGAGAUGGCGGAUGGCGUCCUUUAUAGAAAAUCAUUCAUGGGCCCAUUACUACGCUGUGUUGAUAAAACAGACGCCCAAUACCUAGUCAGAGAAAUCCAUGAAGGAUUAUGCGGGAUACACGCGGGACCGCGCAUGGUCGUGGCAAAAAUAAUGAGCGCCGGAUACUACUGGCCAGGAAUGCACAUGGACGCAGUUGAUCUUUUAAGAAGAUGCGAGGCAUGUCAACGCCACGCACCAAAGACACUCCAACCCAAAAACCCACUAAUUCCCGUUACUUCCGCCUGGCCAUUCCAACAGUGGGGCAUUGAUCUUGUUGGCCCAUUUCCUGACGCACCAGGUGCAAUUUGGGUUACCAUUGCGCAUUAUUUCCGACAAUGGUACAAACUUCGCCGCGGAAGACUUCAAAAAUGGUUCAAAGAAAUGAAAAUCGAGCACAGCUUUGCCUCCGUUGCGCAUCCUCAAGCGAACGGUCAGGUAGAAAGCGUAAACAAACAAAUCGUUGACGGCAUAAAAGCGCGACUUGGGACAGCGCGCAGAGGGUGGGUUGACGAACUUCCCAGCAUACUUUGGGCGCAUCGAACAAUGCCAAAGACUAGCACCGGAGAAACUCCGUUCAGUCUAGUCUAUGGGUCCGAGGCUGUCAUUCCAGCUGAGAUAGGUUUACCAUCACCGUGCAUGUUAGCCAUGGAAAAACAGAGCAAUGAACAAGAGCGAAGAAUGGAUUUGGAUCUUCUGGAAGAGAGGCGCGAGAACGCUGCCAUAACGGAAGCAAGGUACAAAUCCAAGCUCGAAAAAUAUUACAAUGCGCGCGUCCGUGUUUGCACCUUUGUCCCCGGCGAUUUUGUCUUACGCGACAACGAGGCGUCAAACGCCGAAAAGCCCGGCAAAUUAGCGCCAAGGUGGGAAGGACCAUACGUCAUUAACGAGGUCUUAGGCAAGGGGGCAUAUACCCUAAAGAGGAUCGAUGGGACCCUAGUUCCCCGCACCUGGAACGCACAACAGUUGCGCAGGUGUUACAUAUGA
This is a messenger RNA of Helianthus annuus (common sunflower), 3402 nucleotides long. RefSeq lists its product as uncharacterized. The record is from RefSeq and is a predicted model, not a curated record. Gene Ontology annotation, molecular function: RNA-DNA hybrid ribonuclease activity; nucleic acid binding. The transcript is spliced from 2 exons. NCBI's taxonomy places the organism in Eukaryota, Viridiplantae, Streptophyta, Magnoliopsida, Asterales, Asteraceae. The coding region runs from base 1 to 3402 and encodes 1133 amino acids.